AUGGCCCUCCCCCUCCCCGUCUCCACCGCCGCCCCCAUAUCCCCUCCCGCCAGCAAAUUAAACCUCCAAGCAUCCCACCACCUCGCUUCUGGCGCUCUGUCUGGUCUCUCCUCGGCUAUCGUCCUCCAGCCUCUCGAUCUGCUCAAGACUAGGCUUCAACAGAGCCAAGGGGGGGUUGCUAACAAAAGACAAAGACUACGAGGCGUUUUCACCCAAGUCCUCAAAGACGAUGGUAUUCAAGGUCUCUGGAGGGGAACAGUCCCAACGCUAGUACGGAAUGUCCCCGGUGUAGCCAUAUACUUUUACUCUCUCUCCCACAUCCGUAAUCGUCUAUCGCAUAUCCCAUACUUUGCCAUCACCGUACCAGCAGCGCCUAUAUGCGAUUCAAAGUCACCAUUGGGUGUCAAGACAGAAGGGGGGUCGAGAUCGGCGAUUGUCAAGCUUUCUUCUGGAGGCAACCUGUUGGCAGGUGCUGUAGGACGGACGUCGGUGGGCUUUGUGCUGAGCCCAAUAACGGUGGUCAAGGCGAGAUUCGAAAGCAGCAGGUAUUCAGAUUAUAAUUCAAUAUUCGGCGCCCUCUCUUCGCUCUACCGGACACAAGGCAUCAAAGGGUUCUUCCAGGGAUUCACAGCGACUGCUGUAAGAGACGCACCCUAUGCAGGGAUGUAUCUCGUCUUUUAUGAGAAAUGUAAGGAGGUUGCAGGCAAACUUCCGGGGGUACCGAAUGCCGCUAUACAUUCAGGAUCGGGUGUCAUGGCAGCUAUGCUAGCUACCAUCAUCACGUCCCCCGCCGACGUUGUCAAGACGCGGAUGCAGGUCAAUCCGGCUGAACAUCCGACGUUGAAAAAGGCUGUUGAGAGGAUCAUACAAGAACGAGGCAUAGCGGGUCUGUUCUCGGGUACAUCAUUGAGAAUAUCACGGAAAGCGGCGAGUGCGGCGAUCGGGUGGACGGUGUACGAAGCCCUCUUGAUCUUCUUGAGGGACAGGAAAGAUCAUGAGGGACAAACAACGCAACUUAAGGCAUUAUAA
Cryptococcus wingfieldii CBS 7118 is the source of this 1029-nucleotide messenger RNA. Its product is annotated as solute carrier family 25, member 38. Gene Ontology annotation, molecular function: glycine transmembrane transporter activity. The transcript has 6 exons. Gene Ontology annotation, cellular component: mitochondrial inner membrane; mitochondrion. Gene Ontology annotation, biological process: glycine import into mitochondrion. NCBI's taxonomy places the organism in Eukaryota, Fungi, Basidiomycota, Tremellomycetes, Tremellales, Cryptococcaceae. The coding region runs from base 1 to 1029 and encodes 342 amino acids. The record is from RefSeq and is a predicted model, not a curated record.